AUGGUCCCCCCUCUCAUACUUUCAUCCUCUAGACUGCUUUCCAACCUAGCGUCUGCCGUAUCCCAGUAUGUUCCACGUAGCACCUCUUUCAGCGCGCACGCGCGCAGAGACAUCCACGACCCGGACGAACGCCCCCAGUUCAUCGCCUUCGCCAUCCUCAUCCCCAUCCUCGUCCUCCUAUCGGGUCUGUUUGCCGGUCUGACGCUGGGCUACAUGAGCUUGGACGAGACGCAGCUCAACGUGCUCAGCAUCUCCGGAACGCCCAAACAGAAGCUCUAUGCGAACAAGAUUAAGCCUAUCCGCAAGAACGGGCACCUCCUGCUCGUCACACUACUCCUCGCGAACAUGAUCGUGAACGAGACGCUGCCCGUUAUCGCGGACCCCAUCCUCGGUGGCGGCGUCCAGAGCGUAGUCGUCAGCACGGUCCUCAUCGUCAUCUUCGCAGAGAUCAUCCCGCAAUCUUUGUGCACCAGAUAUGGCCUGUACUUCGGUGCCAAGAUGGCCGGCUUUGUACAAGUCCUUCUAUGGUCCUUUGGCAUUGUCGCUUGGCCGGUGGCCAAGCUCCUAGAAUUUGCCCUCGGUCCUCACCAUGGUAUCAUCUACCGACGCGCCGAGUUGAAAGAGCUCAUUGCUAUGCACUCCAACGUAGGGCAGCUGGGCGGCGAUCUCAAGACUGACACCGUUGCCAUCAUCGGAGGGGCACUUGAUCUCCAGGAAAAGGUUGUGCGUCAGGCGAUGACUCCAAUCAAGGACGUCUUUAUGCUGAGCAUAGAUGCGAAGCUAGACUACGAGACUCUGCGGAAAGUUUGUCUGACGGGCCACUCCCGCAUACCGGUCUACGAGGAAGUAGAAAUACCUGUUCCUAAACUAGUCGCCAAGGUCAACAUUGCCGAAGCGGACCUUGACGCCUCGGCGUCUCGCCUGAGUCUCGACGGGCGCCAGCAGCAGACACAGAAGGUGAAGAAGAUCGUUGGGAUCCUUCUCGUGAAGCAGUGCGUCCUCUUGGACCCGAAUGACGCCACCCCGGUGAGGAAGAUCCCGCUGAACAAGGUACCGUUCGUGCCGAACAACGAGCCGCUGCUUGGCAUCCUCGACAAGUUCCAGGAAGGGCGGUCGCACAUGGCAAUCGUGUCGCGGUUCAGCGUCGAGCGCGCGGCUAGUGUCAAGAAGGCCGUGAAGCGCGGACUGACGCAGCGUCUCCUCGACAGUGUCGGCAUGGGCGACAGCGACUCGAGCGAUGAGGAGGAUGACGAGGGUGGAGAGAGCAGUCAUGGAAAGAAACGACCGAAGAAACCGAAACGGAGCAGCAGUGACAACGAUGCAACGCUCAAGGACGACUCUUCGGCGAAUGCGGACAUAGACGAGAAGCCGGAGCAAGCAGAGGGCGGUAGUCGUGGGCGCAAGCGGAGUAAACGCAAGCCGGCCGUGGAUGUCGAGAUGGGCAUCGUGGAAGAAGGUCCUAAGAAGCGCGGCCUGGCGUUGCCGAAGGUGGGCGGCUGGAGUCGUUGGGAGCAGAGCAUGCCCGCCGACGCGGUUCUUACCCGGGAAGGUGUUGAAGAGUUCUUGCAAAGCGUCGACCCCGCGGUUAUGCCUCUCGGUAUUAUCACCUUGGAGGACGUGCUCGAAGAGUUGAUUGGCGAGGAGAUUUACGACGAGUUCGACCCACAGGGACAUCCCGAUCUUCAUGCAUACGCCCAAGCUGAGGUCAAGGGCGCGUCCCUGAUGAAGCGCACCGGUUCGGCCCCGCAACUCGCCGAUCUAGGCUACACCACUGCUGCUGCUGCUAUCGGCAUUCCUGUCCCUCCUCCCCCGCCUCCGCCCCCUAUCGUCAAACCUAUCGCUAUCCCCGCUCUUCGUGGUCUGAACUUCAGGGGACUCAGUUUCCCGCGCUCCCGCAGUGCUCCUCCUACUCCCCGGGAUGCUGUGUCCACCGAGAAGGAGAAGGUUCUCCAGGAGACGGCGCCUCCCUCGGUGCCCGAAGGGAUUGUCGUCACCCCCGCGCCGCUUCCAGGCUCAACCCCGGUCAAUGAGAAGCCUCAGCCGGCCACCGUCCUCGACGACCCCGUGAAGCCUGCGACGCCGCAGGUCGUCAUUCCGGCGGACAGCGCGCUCGCGGCAGCGAACAUCGGUCGUUCUCGGUCAAUACACAACUCGACCAACCCGUCGAGCAUCCCUGUUAUCCCGGUUCCGCCGACGCUCGGUCUCGCGUACGGCCCGCCCUCGCGCAGCGCGUCUCCUGCGCCGUCGCUCGAGCAGGCGAUCCUUGUCGAGCGCAAGCGCCGCGCGGCCUCGGGCUCGGGCAAUGCGUCUGCUGUCAAAGGCGGGUGGUUCAAGAGCAGCCCGCUGAACGGAGAGCGCGCUGGAGUGGUUGUUGCCGAGCGCGUCAGGCGCAAUUUGCACCCUGACAGCGCUGCGAGAGAGGGCCGGGCCACUGAUGGCAGCACUUCCGAGACCACAAUACUGGUUGGCGACUUGGGCGAGCUUCGUAAACCUGACGAUAAGGAAAAGGCGGGGCCGGACAAGGAGUGA
This is a messenger RNA of Trametes versicolor FP-101664 SS1, 2529 nucleotides long. RefSeq names its product DUF21-domain-containing protein. The transcript is spliced from 8 exons. The coding region runs from base 1 to 2529 and encodes 842 amino acids. Gene Ontology annotation, cellular component: intracellular membrane-bounded organelle. Lineage: Eukaryota; Fungi; Basidiomycota; Agaricomycetes; Polyporales; Polyporaceae. Gene Ontology annotation, biological process: magnesium ion homeostasis. The record is from RefSeq and is a predicted model, not a curated record.